This is a messenger RNA of Exophiala mesophila, 5822 nucleotides long. RefSeq lists its product as uncharacterized. Lineage: Eukaryota; Fungi; Ascomycota; Eurotiomycetes; Chaetothyriales; Herpotrichiellaceae. Bases 246 to 5666 code for a protein of 1806 amino acids. The record is from RefSeq and is a predicted model, not a curated record. The transcript has a single exon.
CAGUGACCGGAAAAGGCCCCCGACAGACUUCUUGCAUCGCAUACUUGCAUGCUUGCCCAUCAAGUCGACCCUCUACACCGCAUAAACAUCCUCCAUGUCAGAGAUUCGAGCACCGACACGUCAGGCUCUAUCUCGGAUGCUCCAUACUGACUCAAGCACGCACCACCUGCAGAUCAAAACACUAAGCUCUUGAAUACCAGUCCCGACAACGAAAUCUCUCUGCCCUCGCAGAACCCCCACCCUCGAUGCGCACUGAUCUCGCCUUAGAUCCUCAUCGCAAACCGACAAGGAAAGCUCGUCCCGACAAAAUAGACUCUCUCAAAAGCCACAAUGUAGCCACCGGCAAUCUUGCAUCCAUCUCGGUUCAGGAUCGCAUUCGUCAAUGGCAGGCACAAGGUGCUGCCAACGCACUCGACCCCGACACCAUAAGCCUCUGUUCCGCCACUCCAUCCGCGUCUGCCCAUGUCGAGCCCGUAGCCCGCAAUGAGCGCACCGGGCGUAGUGCAACAAGAUCAAGAGAAGACACUGGAUACACUGCGUCAGCGUCAGAGGCGAGGAGUACAAGUGCGCCCCGAAAGAGAAUCGUCAGCGACGACCACUGGAAAGCAAAACAGAAAGCAAAAGUCUCCAGGUUCUCCUCGUCUCGCUCAAAGUUGAAGUCCUAUCCGCGCAAUUGGGAUCCGACCUACGCUUCAAGCAGCAUUGUCAAUGCACGAGACAACAAAGAUACUAUGUCAAAUCCUUAUCUCUCCAGCGUCAUGCCUGGGGAAGUCGACAUCGGCAGCCCGCCAGACCUACACACAUCACUCGAACCCGAUAUUCACCAUCAACACGACGGCCAAUGGUCAAACCAUGACGGCGAAAGUAAUUCAGACCUUGACCUCGCCAGACGGCUAGCGUCUGCCUCGUUUUACUCUGAUGACUUCGACGUGAAAUCAGACACUUCAAUCCAACCUGAAGACUUCAAUGGCACUCCACAAAGGCCUAGCAAGUACGUUGAGACCCUAGCGAAGCUGAGUCCAGCUCCUCAACCAGACCUUCUGCCGCGGCCGAAGAGAGGCACAUUAUUCGGCAAAACAAAGGAAAUCCUUAUCAAGUCUGAAGAACCUCAGGUCAACAACCGGUUACCAAGCAUCGAAGCUUGGCUCGACGAGCAACCAGAUCCGUUCGUUGACUCUCAUAUUCAGGGUGACCUACCACCAGUCGACAUACCGCAGCCUCUUAAAAAACGGCAUGAGCGAAGACGUUCGUCUAAAGACCCCUCCCCGACUGUCGAUCCCAAUAAAAUUUGGGACAGCGUUCAAAAUCCGACUGAUGUCGAGGGCCCAUCCCUUGAUCAGACCAGAUCUCGUCCAAGUAGGCGAAGGACCCCAUCGAGCAGUGGCACCUGCACGCCAAAGCAAACUGACAUUGGCCCAUCUCAUCUUGCCGACGCCAGCCCAUCGCCUUCCAGUUUACGUCGGAGAGGCGCAAGGCUACGGAGAUCGAAAGAGGUCUCCAUGUCUGACGCCGCCCAGCUGUCCAAAAUUUACAAUCAAUUGCCAGAUCUACUGGAAGAGAACAUGAGUCAAGCCAAGCAGCCCCUUGACGACCCAGCCCGCUUACUUUCUCUUACCGAGUAUCACCCUGUGUCGAGUACACCACCAGAGCCCCUUCCAAAUCAAAACGGCAAUUUAGAGGGAUCUAACGGGGGACAAACCGAAACCCUUCCAAAUCAAAACGGCAAUUUAGAGGGAUCUAACGGGGGACAAACCGAAACCCAUCAACUCAAACGCAGACUCACUACACAUGAAGAUCUCAUGUCCGUGCUCUCCAUGCCAACCAAAGGCAGGAGCAUUCGUUCAGCGAGAAGCAUUCGGCAUUCGCACAGAUCAAAAGCGUCACACACUGCACAAGAAGUCCUCGCUAGUCUGCUCGCAGAUGAGGAGAAAUACAGCCGAGAGCUGCGAACUUUGGUUGAUGGCGUAAUCCCGGUCCUUCUUCAGACAAUCCUUUCAAAGACAGAUGCAGCCGCAGCCGCAGGCCUCUUUACUACUUCACAAUCUGCCGAAUCUGAUGGAAGCUUCACCAAACCAAUCAUUGAGAUGGGCAUUGCCCUUGAAAGGCUCAAGUCGUUGCAUGGACGUAUACCGUUUGAAAAUGUCGACAAUCUCUUGAGAUGGGCACAGACAGCACAAAAGGCCUACAACGAUUACUUGCUUGCUUGGCGGCUAGGAUUUCAAGACGUCGUCGUCAAUCUUGCUCCUUGGGGAAAUUCCCCUUCAACGGAGAAUGGCAUGACCCAUGAUGAGACAGGCGAUGUUAUCGAUGUCCAAGGGAAAAAGGUGGAUGUCGCUUAUCUGCUCAAGAGACCCUUGGUAAGAGUCAAAGGUCUGGGGAAAACAUUCGCCAAUAUCCGGGAUGAGUGCCGAACCCCCCUGGCCACGCAAGUGGCGACCACUUAUGCCGAUCUUACUGCGAUGGCCAAAAGACGAUUCCAAGAAGAACAAGCUCGAUUAGAAGAUGAGGCGGCAGCUUAUAUCGACGCAACGAGAGCCAGAGACGUGCGCACGCUUGCCCCUAUCACCGGAGUUGUGGUUAACAAAGAAAGGAGGGUCAAAGCAAGAGAUUUCUUCAACCUUACCAUCUAUCAUAAGAGCGGCCAGAGGUUGGACUGCGGUAUUGAGCUGAUUUAUCGUGACAAUGCACGCGGAAAACCGGAAGGAGGAGACGUUCUGAUCUGCGAGGUCGACAACUGCGGCAAAUGGCUACUUUUCCCUCCAGUCGAUUGGAGCUCAAUCUCUGCUCGUAGAGGUGAAGGAGGCAUCGACCUUGUCAUCAUGAUUCGGGGUCGCGCGGGCCUUGGAGAAGAAUGGCAUGAAUUGCUAGCCCUCAACACUGACGAUCCAGAAGCGGUCACAGAAUGGAUGAAUAUGCUUGGGUCAAGCCCUCUGCCACCAAGGCUCAACCGAACAUCCAGUUUCGUGAAAAAGACUCAAUCCUUAACAACAUCUGCUCUCCAGGCGCAUGAAGCCGUGCAAGUACUCGAGGAAGAGGUGGAUAUUGACAAAUCCAUCGACUUCGACACUCCGCUAGGAGAGCCAUCAGUGAUUGGCAAGCGAACUGAGGUCUCUCGGCGCUCAUUGCCUCCUGAGAGCACUCGCCCAGGAAGAUUAUUGCAAGGACUGAAUCUGGGUGGAGCACUUGCUGUCAAACCCCUCGCAGUUGGUUCAACACAAGUGCUUGGAUCUUCAGUCCUCUCAGGUCGGAGCAACAACGUCCCAACAUCUCAAAUUGGCAGAUCGAGCUCUCCAUCUUCGCCGCGGUCAGUACCCAGGAAACCGGCGCCACAAUCACCCGUCAGAAAUGCACCGUCCUCAACUAUACCUUCUUUCAAGCCAAUCAGCCCAUACUCCGUACCACUCGUCAAGAGCACGAGUGUCGAGGACCAAACUAAACUGAACAAAGUGGAGAUCAGUCCUAAGGAACAGUGGACGCCUUCAACGCCAGGGCGCUCGUCUGAGCCCAAACCUGUUGCUUCCGAAUCCAAAUCAACUAGUGGACCUGAGCAAUUGAAAGUGGAAGCAAGCCAGGAGAUGACACUUCCAAAAGCAGAGCGACCGAGCUACAAUCGGACAUUAUCAUCUACUCCUUCACGAGAGCUUCCAACGGUUGCAAAACUCAGGCCAAAUUCUUCGACUACUAACCUUGUUGGAAACUCUCCUCCCUUGAGUGUGACCCAACCGCCGACAGUCAGCCCUCAGCAAAGCUCCAAGCAGGAACGGGCAGGAAGGCGUGCAUCAAGGCGACAGCCCGAAACGGAAGAAGUGCCUCAGCCUCCUCCGCACAGCUCUGCUCAACAGCACAAGUCCCGCGCCGAUAAUGGACCAAACUGGGAGGUUAUCGGUACCCCAGCUGAUGAUAAAGCCCUGGAUGAGAAGUCCAUCAACAAGCUCGCCCUUGGGCCAAAGGUGGCUCCAAGCACUCCAGACAAACCACCAAGACGUCGAACAUCAUCUCCACUCAAGCAUGAAUAUGCACCCUCUCCAAGUUCUGACAGCUCGUCUAAUUACGACUCGGAUUCUGGGAGCGAAUCCUCUUCGGAAACCUCUGACGACAUGACAUUGGAGCGUGGCGAUGUCCCAACGCCUUUGGUUUCCAUAAAGGGGGUAGACCACCGAUCGUUAAAGCACAGCCGUCCGCCACCUCCAUCGUCCUCCACGGGCACGCGAACAAUAGCUCCGUCAGACUCUGCUUCGCAAGGGCCAUACCGCAAAGCGCCACCUUCAUCGACACUAUCAUCUGGUCAAAGACAUAAAGCAAUUGCUUUGAUCUGUUCGUGGUCUGACCGAGGCGUUUGGGAACAAAUUCACCCGGAUGAAUGCUCCAUUGUGGUAUCUCCAGGUCUGAUUGAAGCCUUCGAAAUGUCUGCUGCCCACUCAGAACCACAAACAAAGGCCGCGAAAGGGAAUUCCGAUGAUUCCCAAUCCAAGAGCUUCUCAAUAGCGCAGCAGCCACUUGUCGCCUUUGAGCUGACGCCAAUUGUGCCUCUCCGCAGGGGCACUGCACUAGAUAUCUCUAUUCGCUCUCCGCCGACCUCAAAUUCCAAAAUCCUCACCACGAAUAAUGUCAUGUUUCGGUCACGAAACCCGGAAGAGUGCGAGGCACUCUACGGCAUGAUAAACUGGGCCCGGUGUAAUAAUCUUACAUACAUCCAGCUACAGAUGGCCCGUCCGAAACGUCAACCUUCCGUCUCCUUCAAUGUCAAGCAGGCCGGCCAUGCAAGGUCUAGGUCGAGUUCUUGGUUCAGUUUCGGCAACGCAAGGAAAAACAGUUACCGCGCAUCAUCAGCCCCAACGAUGGCAUCCAUGGAUCAGUCUGUUGAUAGCUCGGGAACAAUGACCAAUGCAUUCUCGGCGCUCAAAAGAUUCCGUGCCAACUCUGGCUUCAAUUUGAAUCGUUCGUCGGUGGUCCGCAGAAGUGCAGGCAGUGCGGGACCUCGAUCAAUCUAUUCUUCCAGCAGUGGUACCAACUCAGGCUCUGGCUCGAGUACCCCGGUUCCCAGCCAAAUCGGGUUUGUACCUGGAAAAGAUGGUCCGAACGUUCCCUCUACCAGUGCAGCAGCAGCAAAUGGAGGCGGCAUGAUUAAUAUGAUGAAGAUACGAUUAUAUGUGAGGAAAGGUCAACAAUGGGAAAACCUUGGGGCGGCAAGAUUGACGGUCUUGCCCGCGCCAGGCCAACCACAAGAAAGCCGCAAUGUGACUCCUCAUCGGGGCGGAACCGUGGUUGACCCAUCACCUCCAGUCACACCACAGCAUGGAAGAUCCCCUUCGAGCGUAAUGACUGCUGGUCUCCCCGGCCAGAAUCGCGGGCCCAGGUUACCAAGUUCAAGCAAUACUCCGCAUCGAGUGCACGGAAACGGUCGCGAAAAACGGAUUCUCAUUGUCAAGAACAAGCAAAAGGAUACGGUACUCCUUGAUACUGUGCUUGGAGAAAGCUGUUUUGAAAAAAUCAUGCAGACUGGUAUCGCAGUGAAGGUGUGGAUAGAAGACGACACCAUUGCCCAUACUGGAGGAGUGACGCUCGGUAAGGAGAAGGUGUACAUGAUGCAAUUUCCCACUACAAAGGAGGCUGGAUGGGUGUUUGGUCUCUGUGGGACAUAUCGAUACGGAUCUGCUACUACUUGAAUGGUGUACUAUAUCACCAACCUGGCGAGGGUGGUAGUGUCACUGAUUGGGAGGCUUUUUGUUUGCUUAGAUAGCGAUUUGAUCUGGUUGUACUGUUGAGCAAUAGAGUUGAUGACUUGACGGAUAGAAUGGUUCCGAUGUUUUGAAUGAAUGUAU